Molecule: messenger RNA, 6141 nt
Organism: Ornithodoros turicata
Lineage: Eukaryota; Metazoa; Arthropoda; Arachnida; Ixodida; Argasidae
Exons: 1
Coding region: 1-6141 (2046 amino acids)
Biological process (GO): DNA integration
Molecular function (GO): nucleic acid binding
Source: RefSeq, a predicted model, not a curated record
AUGGCCGGGAAGGACACAGGUGAGCACUUUGCAAUCCAAGAGGGAGAUAAUUCGGACAUAGCGGCUGCGGCGCCGUCCGUAGAUGAACAGGGCGCUAAGCCGAAACGUAGAGUAGCCCUCUCGCAAAAGGCUCAGCAGAACUACGAGCUCGAAAGAGAUGAGCAUCGUGCGAAACUAGAUAAAGCUUGGGAAGAAACAGCGCUCGAGCUGGAGAAGAUCUGUAUACCAGAGGCGUCGUAUCAAGAAGUUGGGAGACUGAGCACCUCCUACAAACGGUACAAGCUUCACGCUGAAAGGUUCUCCUCCUUCCUAACAAAGACGAAUGUAGAACAGAGUUUAACGGAACGAGACGUUCAGAAAGCAAUCGACAUGGAUCGGGACGAUCUUGUGCGAGGUAUAAUCACCGAAAUUGAACACCGUCUCGACGGCCAGCGAGAGACGGGCUCUCGGCGCUCCGAUGGUUCUGUUCAUUCAUCCUUGUCGUCACGACGUUCCACCCAUUCCAGUUUGGAUUCAUCAGUAAGCUCCGCAGCGACUAGAGCUAGAGCCGAUGCCGAAGCAGCUCGCGCUCUCACGUCUUACAGUCAACAGGAGACUGCCAUGAAACUGGAGAAAGCUCGUAUAGAGGCCAACCUAGAAGCACUUCAAAGAGAGAAAGAAGCUGCUGUCGCGGAAGCGCAAGCCAAGGUUCUAGAGGCGGCACUUGAACGAUACGACCCACGGCUUACAGAAGUCAAAUUCGUCGACACGUCGGAAAGGACUAGGGAGUACGUUCUACGUCACGGAGUACCCCAGAGCACGCACGUGUUUACGGGAGACAGUCAUCGAUGCCACACUGUAAGCGGUGAACAGACGGCUGCUGCAGCACCUGGCGCGUCACAAGGUGACAACGUCUCUCGCGCUGCCGGUGGAAGACUUUCCGGAAAUCGUACAAUUGGUCUGGGGGGAGAAUCAGAACCAACUACACCCCAGAAUCCCCUACCCAUUAUGGGUGACGUCGCCAGGUGCUUACUUCGCCGGGAGCUGGUUACUACGGGCCUCUCGAAGUUCAGCGACCGUCCGGAAGACUAUAGGUCGUGGAAAUCGGCAUUUCGUAACGCUACUAAAGACCUUGGAAUAUCAGCCACAGAAGAGAUGGAUCUCCGGGUGAGGUGGCUGGGAACCGAAUCGUCCGUGUACGCUAGAAGGCUAAGAGCUGUACACAUCGGAAACCCGGAUAUGGGACUUCAGGCGAUCUGGGAACGGUUAGAAGAGGCCUACGGUAGCCCGGAGGCAAUCGAAAACGCGCUAAUAGACAGGCUUGAAAGGUUUCCGAGGAUACUAGGUAGUGACCGCGAGAAACUGAGGGAGCUGGGAGAUUUACUCCAAGAACUCGAGUCAGCAAAGGCAGAUCCACACUUGCCUGGGCUCUCCUACCUGGACACGUCACGUGGGGUCAACCCCAUUGCAGCGAAACUUCCUCUACAUUUGCAAGAAAAAUGGAUCGCUCUAGGAUCGAAAUACAAGCGGGAACACUGUGUGUCUUUCCCACCAUUCUCUGUCUUCUCAGACUUCGUCCGAACCACGGCGAAGACAAAGAAUGAUCCAAGUUUCAUAAUCGGGCCCUCAAGCGAUAACACAGGCAAGAAGGACAAGACAUCCUCGUCGACAACGCAAUCCUCUAAGAAAUCGUCUGUAUCGGUGCACAGGACCACGAUUACCUCUCAAGAAGACAGCUCAGCGAGUCAAGUGGAAAGAAUUCCAAAGAACCCUGAAGGAAUGUGCCCCUUGCACAAGAAGCCACAUAUACUUAGCAAGUGUAGGGCAUUCCGUCAGAAACCUCUCGCCGAGCGAAAGCGCUUGCUGUCAGAGUUCGGCGCAUGCUUCAAAUGCUGUGCGAUGACGCACAACGCGAAGAGCUGCGACUCAACGAUACAUUGCACUGAGUGCAAUAGCGACCAUCACAUUACGGCACUUCAUCCAGAGAACGUUACCUCGCAAGCUCGUCGCACCGCGGGAGUCCCGUCGGCUGAGGAAGACGGUUUCAGCCGAGCGUCCGCAAAGGUUACAUCAAGCUGCACGGAAGUGUGUGGAGAUGCCAAUUCGAGAGUAUCCUGCUCAAAAAUAUGUCUCGUCAAGGUGUACCCAGAAGCUCAGCCAGAACAAGCAGUUCGGAUGUAUGCGGUCAUUGACGACCAAAGCAAUAAGUCAUUGGCCAGACCCGAAUUCUUCGAAUGCUUCAACAUUCACGGGUGCGAGUAUCCAUACACGCUAAGGACGUGCGCCGGGGUGGUUGAGACGUUGGGACGACGAGCUACCGGCUAUGUUGUUGAGGGCAUCGACAGUGGCAUACGUCUGCCUCUACCAACGUUGACGGAGUGCGACCAGAUUCCUAAUGACAGGAAUGAGAUUCCAACACCGGACGCUGCUCGCAGACUUCCUCAUCUCAAGGCACUGGCAAAUGUCAUUCCGCCACUCGACCCCAAUGCACAAAUCCUACUGCUCUUAGGAAGGGAUCUCGUUCAGGCGCACAAAGUGCGUCAGCAGCGCAACGGUCCCAACCACGCUCCUUUCGCCCAGAAGCUGGACCUCGGGUGGGUCAUAGUUGGGGACGUCUGUAUCGAACGAUUGCGCACUCCACAGGUCUGUACCUUCGCCACAACCGUGUUGCAAAACGGCCGUCCUUCCUACUUCACGCCCUGCCCCAACCACAUUAUUGUGAAAGAAAAGCCCUGCUUUGAGCAUUCUGCAAAAGAAGUCGUCCAGUCUCCCCCGCCGCUAAGCAACGACCUUACGGAUCCCCUAUUCCAGAUCACAAGAGAUGACGAGAAGCUUGCUCCGUCAAUGGAAGAUAAAGAAUUCCUGAGCUUGAUGGACGGAGAUUUCCACAGGGACACGUUAAACAACUGGGUAGCCCCUUUGCCUUUUCGUGUGCCCCGACGUGAACUCCCUGACAACCGAGAACAGGCGUUUUCUCGGUUCGCUUCGUUACGUCGCACUCUGGAAAGGAAUGCGGAAAUGAAGAAGCACUUCGUUGCCUUCAUGCAGGAUAUGCUCGAAAAUGGCCACGCUGAGCAGGCACCGCCAAGAAAGGAAGCCAACGAAUAUUGGUACCUCCCCAGCUUCGGUAUUUACCACCCGCAGAAACCGGGCCAAAUCCGGGUAGUUUUCGAUUCAAGUACCAAGUACCAAGGUGUUUCGCUCAACGACUUGCUCCUUUCGGGAUCGGACAUGACAAAUAGCCUGAUCGGUGUGCUGCUCCGUUUUAGAAAAGAGGCUGUGGCGGUAACGGCUGACAUCCAGCGAAUGUUUUAUUCCUUCUUCGUACGUGAAGAAGACAGAGACUACCUGCGCUUCUUGUGGUUCCGAGACAACGACACCAGCAAGGAUGUCAUUGAAUACAGGAUGUGUGUACAUGCGUUUGGCAACACAUGCUCUCCCGCUAUUGCGACCUACGGCUUAAGGCGCACCGCACAGGAGGGAGAGCAGGACUUUGGAGCGGACGUUCGACACUUUAUCGAAAGAGACUUCUACGUCGACGACGGCCUCAAGUCCUUACCGACCGAAGAGGAGGCUAUUGAUUUACUCAAAAGGACACAACACAUGCUGAAAGGAGCAAACCUGCGGCUUCACAAGAUAGCCUCUAACUCUGUGGAGGUCAUGGGCGCCUUCCCAUCUGAUGACUACGCCGAGGGCCUUAAAGACAUGGACUUCGACGGAGGUCACGUACCGAUGCAACGGAGCCUUGGACUAAACUGGGACCUAAAGGCAGAUACGUUCACCUUCAAAGUGCCCGUAAAAGACACCCCGAACACACGACGCGGCGUACUAUCCACUGUGAACAGCCUAUACGACCCCCUAGGAUUCACAGCCCCAGUGACAGUACAAGGUAGGCUGUUGCUGAGAGAUAUUUCUUCAGAAACAUCGGAUUGGGAUGCCCCUCUCGACCUGAAUGACAACUGGCUAACGUGGCGAGACUCCUUACAUCAUCUUGAACGGCUCAAGAUACCACGCCAGUACACUGCAAUCUCUCUCUCCGACGCCCGUCGACGGGAAAUCUGUGUAUUCUGCGAUGCCUCAGAAAAGGCGAUCGGCGCUGUGGCGUACAUCAGAGCCACAGAUGCUGAUGGAAUGCAACACGUGGGUUUUGUGUUUGGAAAAGCAAAGCUAGCGCCGCGCCCCGAACAGACCAUUCCAAGACUUGAGCUAUGUGCCGCAGUGCUCGCCGUCGAUAUCGCAGAGUUAGUCGUCAGCGAGAUCGAUGCUCACAUCGAUGACAUUAAAUUCUACACGGACAGCAAAGUUGUGCUCGGAUACAUCUUCAAUCAAUCGAGGCGUUUCUACGUCUAUGUCAGCAACCGUGUGAACCGCAUACGAAGAUCUACGAAGCCCGAGCAAUGGCAUUACGUUCCCACCGGUCAGAACCCUGCAGAUCACGCCACUAGACCUGUGGCUGCAGAUGCUUUGGCUGGCACGACUUGGCUGACAGGACCGAAAUUUCUCCGGGAAUGUACGGACGCGCAGAGAGAGCGCACAGCCUUCCCGCUUUUCGAACCAGAUCAGGACAAGGAAAUCCGUCCUCAAGUGGCUGUCUCGGCAACUCGCGUAGGAAAUCAACAACUGGGGGCUCAUCGCUUCGAGCGCUUUUCGACAUGGACAUCCUUACUGCGGGCCGUGGCAUGCCUGGUGCAUAUCGCUCGUUCCUUUCAUAACCCUUUGGCUGAUUGUCACGGAUGGCAUUACUGCAGCAAACCUCGAAGCGCGGAUGAGCUGAACGAGGCGAAGAAAGUAAUCCUUCGUUGCGUCCAACACGAAGAAUUUCCAGAAGCCGUCACAUGUCCCCGUACGGACGCAGCUCAACAAAGUCGCAUUUCGUCCAGCAAUCCUUUGUGUGAGCUCGACCCGUUCGUCGACAAUCAGGGCCUGUUGAGAGUUGGUGGACGCCUACGGAACUCCGACCUCGACGAAGCGGAAAAGCAUCCAGUCAUCGUUCCGGGUCGCCAUCAUGUAGGCUUAUUGCUGAUACGGCACUAUCAUGGAAAAGUUAAACAUCAAGGGCGACACUUCACCGAAGGAGCUAUUAGAGCUGCCGGGUUUUGGAUUAUCGGCGGAAAAAGAUGCAUCGGCGCCAUGAUUCAUCAUUGUAUCACAUGCCGCAAACUUCGAAGAAAAUUGGAGCAUCAGAAGAUGGCCGACUUGCCUGAAGAUAGGCUAAGCGCGGAUCCUCCGUUCACCUACGUGGGACUGGACGUUUUCGGCCCUUGGAUGGUUGCCUCACGUCGCACAAGGGGCGGUCUCGCCCACAACAAAAGGUGGGCAGUCUUAUUCACGUGCAUGGCCAUUCGUGCAGUGCACAUAGAGGUCAUUGAGUCAAUGGAUACGUCAAGCUUUAUUAACGCCCUGCGAAGAUUCCUUGCGCUCAGAGGCCCAGUGAAACAGCUCCGUUCAGACAGGGGCACGAACUUCGUUGGUGCCUGCUCUGAGCUCAAGAUGUCGGCUGUUGGCUUCGAACUUCGUAAAGUUCAACGCUUCUUGAGCGAGCAAGGCUGCACCUGGAUUUUCAAUACACCUCAUUCCUCCCACAUGGGUGGCGUGUGGGAACGCAUGAUAGGCAUGGCUCGCCGGAUCCUGGAUUCAAUACUUCUGAACGACGGCUCUCCUCGCUUCUCCCAUGAGGUCUUGACCACAUUCCUAGCAGAAGUGACCGUCAUUAUAAACGGCAGACCAUUGGUUCCAGUCUCCUCUGAUCCCGAAUGUCCCUCAGUGCUCUCCCCUGCAAUGAUCCUGACGCAGAAACCUACGUCGUCAACAGCACCUCCAGGAGAUUUUAAAAGUCUUCAUGUGAAGCAGUGGAAACAAGUUCAAGCUCUUGCCAACAGCUUCUGGCAUCGCUGGAGAACACAGUUCCUGCCCACCCUUCAACGCCGUCGCAAGUGGAAAACCGAUCGACCUAACCUUCAAGUUGGCGAUCUUGUGCUGCUGAAAGACGUGGGCGCUAGACGCAACGAGUGGCCAAUGGGACGAAUCACCGCUGUGCGGCGAGGGAAUGACGGUAAGGUGCGCAAGGUGCAACUCCAGACAGUUAAAGACGGCAAGAAGAAAACCUUUGAACGACCAGUCUCCGAGAUGGUUCUCCUGUUCUCGCCGGAUCAAAGUGACUGA